Molecule: messenger RNA, 1293 nt
Organism: Prunus armeniaca (apricot)
Lineage: Eukaryota; Viridiplantae; Streptophyta; Magnoliopsida; Rosales; Rosaceae
Source: the annotation of a GenBank genome assembly
AUGAGUAUUGAGCUUCACAGGGCUGCCACAUAUUAUGUCUUAACAAAUAAUGAUGAUUCUGAGCCUUUUAUUCAAGAACAUAAAAAUUCUCUAGUCCACUUUGGAGUCCAAGAUGUGGAUGGGACACAUAGGCAUCAAUUUGCCAAUUGGUUUGAAAAGAGAAUUGAACAACUAUACAAGGACGGGAAAGUGAGUAAGGAAAUGCUUGCUUUGGCCCAUGGUCCUGAAAGGCUAGAAAUGUUUAUGAAAUGCCUACUGAUGAAGGAGAACCAUACCAAGAAGAAGAGGCUCAAAGGUGUAUACACGCAACUACCAACCAAAAUGAAGACGAAAGUAAUGAUAUUAACAACAGUGGGGAUGAGGGUGGAGAUGAGGACGAGGAUGAGACUAAAGAGACAUGCUCUGAGACUCAACCUUCUCAUGAUAAUGAAGUACAAGAAACUCAAGAGACAUGCUCUGAGACUCAACCUUCAAAUACCCAAGUACUUUAAUGAUUCAAUUUCCUCCAACAUUGUAACCAAAGAAGCAGCUCGGAAUAUAGGUGUACUUUUCAAGCAAGAGAUUAAAGGAGCUUGGGUAAAAUUUUCAGAUUAUCCAGAGACUCAAAGAUAUGCAAACCGCCCAGAGAAUGUACCUGAUCCUUCAAUAUGGAUUGCAAUGGUUGAUGAAUGGUUAAAGCCUGAGUGGCAGGAUCAAAGUAAAAGAAACAAAUCUAAUCGGGAAAAAUCAACAAUAGUGCAUACCACCGGUUCAGUUCCAAUGGCAAAAUACCAAAAAGAUGAGCUUGAUAGAACUGGAAUUGAACCCAGUCCAAUCGAUUGUUUCAAAAAAUUUCAUAUAAGUAAGGGUAAGAAUGGAGAAGGAGAAAAUUGGCCAAGCGAAAAGGCGAAAGAACUUUAUGAAAAAAUGGAAAACAAAAAGGCUGCUGUUGAACAGGAAAACCUUGAUGUCAAUGAUUGGGAUAUUUAUAGGGAGGUGAUUGCCCCGAGUCAUGGUAGUGUUCUUGGCUUAGGCGGUGGCGUCAAAGCUAAAGAUGCGUACUAUUCCUCAACUAACCAAAACUGUAAUAAGCGUAGGUGCGUGGAAUUGGAAGAAAACCAUGAGCAUUUGAAAGAGGAAUUGAAUGAUGUCAAAGGUCAAUUGAGCACUUUGCAACAACGAGUUCAAAUGCUGAUUAACAAUAACCCACAAAAUUCUGCUCACAGUGCAAGGCAAUCACCUAAUGCGGACAAUGUGGGAAGCUGUCCGAUGCUUAUCUUAGCUAGUGAUGAUGUCGUGGAAGAGCCCAACUAG